Molecule: messenger RNA, 1768 nt
Organism: Triplophysa dalaica
Lineage: Eukaryota; Metazoa; Chordata; Actinopteri; Cypriniformes; Nemacheilidae
Gene: crls1
Product: cardiolipin synthase 1
Exons: 7
Coding region: 214-1284 (356 amino acids)
Biological process (GO): cardiolipin biosynthetic process
Cellular component (GO): membrane; mitochondrion
Molecular function (GO): cardiolipin synthase activity
Source: RefSeq, a predicted model, not a curated record
GGCGAUAAUGCGCCUUCACGUUGAUGCUAUCCGCCAUAAUCUCGAAAAGAAGACAAAAAUAGGGCAGGACAAGAAACAUGCGUGUCGUUUGUGUUUCUGUGAAAUAUGGAGAACAUGAAGUUAUUGGCGGAUAACAUGCACGGAUCGACACGUUCAGUCGAGUUGAAGAGAUCAAAUAUCUGCGUUAGAUUUCAUUGAGUAUAAACAGCUGACAUGUUUCGGGCAGUUUGUAAUAACAGUUUGCUGGCUUGUGCUAAAGGGCACGUCACGUUACACAGAUUGAGUGUCAACCCCGCUGUCAGGUGUCGCUUCACUAAAAUAUCUCCAAACAUAAAGCUGGAAAACAGCAGAUGUCUGAAGACCGGGAUCACUUACACCUGCACACCCGCUGGAGUCACUUCAUCAUCAGACCUUCACAGAGGACGAAAUCACAGCUCUGAACUUCUGACAUCUGUUACAUGUCGAUCAAAACUAAAUAAUAAUCACUACAGUCUUCACGUGCAGCUCAUCUCUCGAGGACUGACGUCAGGCUUCGGUGCACGAGCUUCAAAUGGAUUUUGUACGAAAGCGUCGAGAAAAGAAGCUUCACAACAUGAUCGAAGGGAAACGGAUGAAGAUGAAAGAGUUUCGCCAUCUUCACCUCCAAAUAAUGAGCGACAUUUCCAGUUUAAAGAGCUGUAUGAGAAUCCGUGGACGAUCCCUAACUAUCUGUGUGUAGCUCGGAUUCUGUUGUCUCCGGUUCUGGGAUAUUUAAUCGUGGAGCAGUAUUUCCACGUGUCUCUGGGACUGUUUGUUCUGGCUGGAGCAACGGACUUGAUGGACGGUUACAUCGCACGUAACUGGCCCAAUCAGAAAUCAGCUCUCGGCAGUGCUUUGGAUCCAUUGGCUGAUAAGAUUCUCAUCAGUGUGCUGUAUGUUAGUCUGACAUAUGCACAUCUCAUACCAGUUCCUCUGACAGCACUGGUGAUAUGUCGAGAUGUGGCGCUGAUCGCUGCUGUUUUCUAUGUCAGAUACAAAACUGUUCCUGCACCAGUCACACUCAGUAAAUUCUUCAAUCCCUGCUACAGGACAGCUCGCUUAAGACCAACACUCAUCAGCAAGAUCAACACUGCGGUUCAGUUAUUUCUGGUAGCGGCGUCUCUGUCGGCUCCUGUGUUUCACUUCACUGACAGUGUUUUACUGCAGUCGCUGUGGUACAUCACCGCACUGACCACCACAGCGUCUGGAUACAGCUACUUUCAUUACGGUAAAAAGACUGUUGAGGUGCUGAACAACACCAAAUAAAUCAACUGAUCAUCUGGAGAAUCCCUCUCAGCGUUGUGUAGCCAACAUCUGUAUAAUCUGUAUAAAAACAAAUUAUUUUCAUGACUGUAUUUAAAUCAUCUGAUUGUCACUUGUCAUCAGUAUAUGCCUUUGGGCUUCACAAGAAGUGUUUUUUUAAAUCACUUUUAAUCAAGUCUGAGCCAAUUUUCAGAAUAAAGAUCAAGAUCAAAUACAAUGUUUAAUGUUUGUACAGGUACAUGUUUCAAGUUAGAAGGUUGACUGUAGAAACUCAAGUCAUCACACUACACUUUCUGAUCCAUUGACUUCUAUUCAUGCGCAAAGACAUUCAUUUAAUAUAGAGCCUAAUAUACAUUGAACAUUUCAUCGGACGCACGCGCGCCUGACCCCCAGUUAACUUACGCUUUGUGUUUGACAUAUAUUUUAUUGAACUUAUGUUCAUAUCAAUUUAUUGUAUAAUAACUGUAUUAAAUCAUGCUUUGUUGAA